This is a messenger RNA of Triplophysa dalaica, 1464 nucleotides long. It is a transcript of the gene ube2l3b, whose product is annotated as ubiquitin-conjugating enzyme E2L 3b. The transcript is spliced from 4 exons. The coding region runs from base 33 to 497 and encodes 154 amino acids. Lineage: Eukaryota; Metazoa; Chordata; Actinopteri; Cypriniformes; Nemacheilidae. The record is from RefSeq and is a predicted model, not a curated record.
AGUGCAUUCUGGGAUUAGUUGAAAGAUUCAAGAUGGCGGCGAGCAGGAGACUACACAAGGAGCUUGAAGAAAUCCGCAAAUCUGGGAUGAAAAACUUCCGUAACAUCCAAGUUGACGAAUCAAACAUAUUGACAUGGCAGGGCCUCAUUGUUCCAGACAACCCUCCAUACGACAAAGGGGCGUUCCGGAUUGAGAUCAUCUUCCCUGCAGAAUACCCUUUCAAACCUCCCAAGAUCACGUUUAAAACAAAGAUCUAUCACCCCAACAUUGACGAGAAGGGACAGGUCUGUCUGCCUGUCAUUAGCGCAGAGAACUGGAAGCCAGCCACCAAAACUGACCAAGUAAUUCAAUCGCUCAUUGCCUUGGUGAACGAUCCACAGCCAGAACACCCUCUGAGGGCCGACCUAGCAGAAGAAUACUCAAAAGACCGUAAAAAAUUCUUUAAGAACGCAGAAGAGUUUACAAAGAAACACGGCGAAAAGCGGCCAGUGGACUAACAAUACCUGACAAGUGUGUAGCCCCAACUCCAAAACCCAAACCCCGCCUCCUCUGCCCCUUCCUUCGCUCUACUACCUUCUACUCAACCACCCAACCUCUACUCCCUCUUCUUCCUCUCCUCUUUCUUUCCUUCUCCUCCUCUCCUUUACACGUGUCACUCUAGUUGAGCUGGAGAAGUACAGCACAGCUGCGGCCUCCGUCUUUGAGCGGGACAUCGUGAGGACACCCGACCUGGCAUCCCGGUUUCUGGUGUUAGCUUGAGGCCCUUACUAACUUUCUACUAUGUUUUUGUUUUUCUUUCCAAAGUUUAAAAACAUGUAAAUUGGUUGGAGGAUAACUUAAGACAAAGAAGUUGAAAUUGUAUUCGGUAACGAAUGCUGUUUGACCCUUUUUGUAAAAAGCAAAUGAAUCAUUGCAUUAUUACACAAAACUUUCGAUUACUUUUGGAUGUGACCAUUCAUUCAAGAAGCUGAAUUGUAAUUUAUAAUGUAUAUUAGUAUUUUGUUCCCUCUCUCACACUCUUAAAUUUCCAAACAUGGAGAAGGAAUGAAGGAUUACAGCAACAGCAGCAAAUAUUUCACGUAACCUUUUUAUUUUCACUGCACUUGAUGGGUUACAUAGCUUGUCUGAGAAACAGGCUGCGUUCAGCCCUUUACCAAACCUAGAAUCGGCGAAACCACUGUAAAGUCAACAACAACAACGGAGGCUUAUAGGCCAAUACUGCUUUGAAAUACUUUUUCACAAAUGAAAAAAGGAAAAAUGCUAUUUGUGUGAUUGAGCGUAGUUUUCCAUUAUGAUCACUAAUUUUAAACAUCUCUCUUUUAACAUGUUUCAUAGGAAAAUCUUGUAUAUUGUGGAUUAUUUUGGUUUAAACGUGGAAAUGGCCCCUAGAUUUACAGAAAUGUACGCUACUGAGAAAUAUUAUUCCACCUUUCCUCCCGAAACAGAAUAAACACAGUAGUUGAC